AUUUAAAAUGUCAUAUAUUUUUCUUUGUCUCAUUCUCUCUUUCUAUUUUUUAUUACUGUCUUUUACCUUAUAAUAAUACAAGAAAAAAUGAUGUGGAUUUAUAAUUAACAAGAAAAAUUAUUUAAAACUAAAGAAAAAGUGUUAAUUUUGUUAAAAUUUGUUUAAAAACAUUUAAGUUAAGGGUCUUCUCUAGUACGAGUGAAAAAAUUAGAUUUUUACCCCAAAACACCCCUGACCCAUAUAUUUUUCUUUUUUUUUAUAUUAAAUUUUACUACAUUAAGACAUCGCGUAGUAUAAAGCUACAUACAUAUUAAUAUAUUAAACAGCACGUACCCGUAUCGCGUACCUUUUUUUGUUUGUUUCUUUCCGAUAGACCCCGAAAAGGUGGUCUUGAAGUAAAAUAAACGAAAUUACGUGAAAAACAACUAUCGAUAGUAAAAUAAACAAUGACGAUCAUAGAGGGUAAUAAAGAUGAGGCUUUACGCUGUAUUGAUAUAGCGGUCCAAGCACUAUCCGAGGGUAAAUUGGAAAAGGCCGAAAAGUUUUUACUAAAGGCGGAGAAACUUUUUCCUACUCAGAAGGCCAAAGAUCUUUUAACCAAAGUCAAAAGUUUCCCCGCAAACGGCGGAGGUUCUACAGCAUCCUCCGCCAAUAAUACCAGCAAUGGUGAGGGAGUGCGUAAACGUAAAUUAUCAGACUCACGUAAUGCCGAACCUGACUAUACCUCCGACCAGUUGGAGGCUGUACGCAAAGUCAAGAAAUGUAAAGAUUAUUAUGAGAUCUUGGGCGUAACAAAACAAUCAACCGAUUCGGAAAUUAAAAAAGCUUAUAAAAAGCUUGCCUUGCAAUUGCAUCCCGAUAAAAAUCGUGCUCCCGGUGCAGUAGAAGCUUUUAAGGCUGUGGGCAAUGCUGCGGCUAUCUUAACGGAUCCGGAGAAGCGUAAACAGUAUGAUAUGUACGGCAUUAAUGAGUCACAUAGUGGUGGCGGUGGUGGAGGUAAUGGUGGCAUGCGUGGCAAUUAUUAUGCCAGUGAUUAUGGCUAUGCACGUGGUUUCCAGGCCGAUGUAAGCGCAGAAGAAUUAUUUAAUAUGUUCUUUGGCACCGGGUUUCCCCAACAAAAUGUUUACAUGCGGUCACAACGUCGCCGUCAACAAAGAGAAGAAAGAGAGAAUCAAUCCUCUUCUUCGGCUUUGAUAAAUCUUUUGCCUAUUCUGCUGCUUAUUGGUUUGUCUAUGAUGUCCUCCUUCUUUAUAUCUGAUCCCAUUUACAGUUUGUCACCCUCACAUAAAUACUCGGUUAAACGUGAAACCAAUGGCUUGAAAAUUCCCUAUUAUGUAAAAGACAACUUCUAUUCCGAGUAUCAAGGUUCGGUGGGACGUUUAGAGGAAUCGGUGGAAGAAGAUUUCUUUAAUCAUCUAAAACACUCUUGUAGUCGUGAAAGAAAUUAUCGCGACUCUAUGCUGGCAAAGGCCCGUAGUUUUGGCGAUCGUGAUUUGUUCCGCAAGGCCCAAAAUAUCAAUAUGCCUUCGUGUGACAAUUUACAAAAAUAUUUAAAUACAUAGUUUAAUUUAUUAAGUUAAUUAUUCAUAUAACUAUAGCUGCAGCGGAUUAAUAUUUUUAAAUUAAACUUUAAACGAAUUAUAUAUGUAUUGUUUAUUUACCACUUUUUGUUUAA
Molecule: messenger RNA, 1675 nt
Organism: Lucilia sericata (common green bottle fly)
Lineage: Eukaryota; Metazoa; Arthropoda; Insecta; Diptera; Calliphoridae
Product: dnaJ homolog subfamily B member 12
Exons: 6
Coding region: 447-1562 (371 amino acids)
Biological process (GO): cellular response to misfolded protein
Cellular component (GO): endoplasmic reticulum membrane
Molecular function (GO): Hsp70 protein binding
Source: RefSeq, a predicted model, not a curated record